GAGUGUCACGUGAGAACGCGGAAGCGGCACGGAUUGUGGGAGCGCGCGGAGAGGGAAGGCGACGAGGAGAGACAGACGAGAGAGGGACGAGGAGAGACAGACGAGGAACAUGGUGCUGAUUGUGGCACUGCAUGUCACGUUGUUGCUGUUUGGCGUGGGCUUUGUGUCUGGUCGUAUGCUGCCUGAUCAGCACAACGACCUACGCAGCGACCCAGAAAUUUACAUGAACAUUAGCGAACUUAUUUCUAGUAAGGGAUAUCCGAAUGUGGAGUACAAGGUGGAAACUGCAGAUGGGUUUAUCCUGAGUGUGAACAGAAUCCCACGUGGACUGAAGGACAACACGGCAGCAGUGCGUCGCGCCGUGCUGCUGCAGCACGGGCUGUUGGCUGGCGGAAGCAACUGGGUGUCCAACUUCGCCCACGACAGCCUGGGCUUCAUCCUGGCCGAUGCCGGCUACGACGUGUGGAUCGGAAACAGCCGCGGGAACACCUGGUCGCACCACCACCGUACCCUGACGCCUGAUCAGGAGGAGUUCUGGGCGUGGAGCUACGAUGAAAUGGCCUCUUUGGAUCUCCCUGCCGUGGUGGACUUCAUCCUCAACGAGACCAAACAAGAGCGGUUGUUCUACGUGGGGCACUCCCAGGGAACCACCACUGCCCUGGCUGCUUUCUCUUCCAACCCUAAACUGGCGAAGAAGAUCAAGCUCUUCAUAGGGCUUGCGGCUGUGGUUAACGUCCACCACUCCACAAGCCCCAUGGCUAAACUGGCUGACGUUCCGGAUUGGCUCAUCGAGGCGAUUUUUGGAAAAAAGGAGUUCCUGCCUCAAAAUGACAUUCUCAAAUGGCUGUCGGCAGAAGUCUGUGACAAGGCAAUCAUCAAAGACUUGUGUGAAAAUGUUUUCUUCGUCAUUUGUGGUUUUAACGAGAAGAACAUGAACGUGAGUCGAGUGCCAGUUUAUACCUCUCACUGCCCAGCUGGAACCUCGAUUCAGAACAUGCUUCAUUGGCGACAGGCUGCAAGGUCGGGGCGCUUUCAGGCCUACGACUAUGGGAGCUUGUGGCUGAACAUGAAGCAUUACAAUCAGGCAACGCCUCCUGCGUACAACAUUAGCGCCAUGACGGUGCCCACGGCCCUGUGGUCGGGCGGACAAGACUGGCUGGCCGAUCCCACCGACACCGCCGCUCUCCUCGCCAAGAUCCCCAACUUGGUGCAGCACAAGGUCCUGAAGGACUGGGAGCACCUGGACUUCAUCUGGGGCAUGGAUGCCCCGAAGCGCCUCUUCCCCGACAUGCUUAAGCUAAUGGAGAAGUAUAAGUACACAUGAGAAACCAACCCAGUGAAAAGCAAGGGGUGAGUUGAGUACGAUAUUAAUUCGCCAAUUGCUAGUAGCCGAUCGUGCAUGUUAAAUUGGCCUUUUUUACAUACAUUUUCAAGGAAUAGGUUUAUAGAGCCCAAUAGCAUGAGCAGCCUGGGUGGUUUGACUUAACAAUUUGGGACAUUUUAUCCGUGAGAGGAUCUCACCAUUACUCACGCUGUUUUUAAAUUAGAUUUUAGUCGCAAAUAGAUACCGAAAUAAAAUUACUUAUUGUGAAUUACAUGUGCAUAAUUACACAAUUGGUGCCUUAAAGUUUGCAUGAAAAAAAACUAUUUUAAACUGCACGAGUAUAGCUGUUAAAUUGCGUAAAUGUAACUUGUGUUUUUCCAGCUUAAUCACCCUCAAAGGCAUCGCCAUUGUCACCUUAGUGAUUAGCACUGUUUACUUCGCCCAUUGCCACCAUCAUAAUCACUCCUCACACCCCGCCACUAUCGUCACCCAUAUUACAAUCACUGCUGUCAUCAACACCACCAUCAACAUCGUCGCCAUCAACACCAUCAUCACUAUCACCGCAACAACCAAACACAUUACUGCAGAGUACUACCAUUGUUCACAACAUCCUCAACCUGAAAAUGUCAUUACCAUCCCUACCCACAGCCAUCAUCACGCUCAUCAUGAAUGCAGCACCACUGGUAGCAUUAUCGCCAUUUGCUCCUGUUUCUACUGAUUUGGCGAAAUAGCAGAUCAUUAUAAUAUUGGAAUCAGGCCCACAUCACAUAAUUAUCAAUCAAGUCUUCAUAAUUAGUCCCAUUACUGAGAAACUGUGUCCUUAUAUUCAAAAGUAUUACGUGUAACCCAUUGAGAGUUCAAGAGAGCAGGAGAGUCCUCAUUGCGCGAGUGAUCUGGGUCACCAAAGUUAAAAAAAAUAUUUAGAUCUAAGCAAAGCAAUGAAGCAAAUACGGAUCAGAGCAAAAACAAUCAUGUUGCAAAAGGAAUCGAAAAACAUGCUGUGUAAAAUAAAAAAAAUACAUUUUAUAAAAACCAUUCACAGUAACAGUAUAAAACGUUUCAGUACAAUUAAGUUGCAGAAACAUAAAUAUAGAUUUCAGGUGAUUUUUGCCCUCGUAUGUAAACGGACGAGGAUAUGUAUUAAAUAAAUCCAUGAUUGUCUCAGCAUAACAACUUUAAUACCUCCCAUAGUGUGGCUUAAAUUACCCGUGAUAUUUUACUGGAACAAAGUGGAACAUGCAAAAUUAUUAUAGAAAUACGUAAACCAGACGUUCACUCACCCGGUUUUCCCACCGUUGACCUGGGCUUUUGGAGGCACAAAAUAUACAUUAAAGGAAUUGCCAAUGACUUAAAUCAAGGCUUUAAAUACAGGGGACCUCCAAUGCGGUUUGUGCUGGCAAUGAUCCCAAUAAUUACGUAAUUACGGGUAUAUAAUAAAGUAGAAAAAUUGUGCUUUUUCUUACUUUUUAAAUCUGCGAUGCAGCUUUUGUGUUUGUUGCUGAUUGAUUAUACUUUCUUCAUCUAAAAUUUUACUUUUUAACAUGUCUUUAUUUUACCAGGUAAGGUCCACUAAGCUAUAUAGUUAUUUUUCAGAAGUGCCCUGGCCACAAAUUAUAGCUCAACGAAGUGGCUUAUCCAUAUGGAAAUGUAUUGUAGCCAAAUACUCGAAACGCAUGUUUCUAUAUGUGAAAAAUCCACGCGACCACAGGGAGAACAUACAAACUCCUAAUAUACAGGCAUCACAUUCGAGAUGGAACCUGACGCUUGGAAAUCCAGUCAUAGGUUGUUACAUGGCUGUUUCCUUGUAAACUAUGACUGGAAGAGCUUAACUUGCACAGACUGUACAUGGACACCGUCGUGCACAGACCUGGUCACCUAAGUUUGAUCCCUCGUCUUGGGCCUCCCCUAGCUCAUUCUUAAAUGAGGAUCUGUGAAUUUUCAUAAUAAGUACUGGGGAGAUGUAGGCAGCUGAGUAUAAUGAUGGCCACUCCCCGCCCCCUCGCGUGCCACACCAGAUUUAAUAUAUGCUCGCUAAAAUACUUACCUUAGGAGUGCGUGUGGCUCUGUGGGGACCUGUGUGUUCGCACGCACCACCUGGAACAUUGUCCACGUGGUGACCUUUUUUGUUUCGCAAUGCAAGAGGAAAUGUCUGAUUUUGGCAUGCUGUAGUGAUGUACACGUCUCCUUUGUUCACGCAACAAUAAAUACCAUUUUACGUACAGCUUUUUUUUAUCGCAAUGUAAUUGCUUCGAAUUUGAGAGGCAAAGAACUCGGAAAAAACGUGAAAGGAGGCACAGUGAAUUCAGUGAUUGAAAUGUACAUGCAGAAGUGCUGAUAUUAAACCCGCGCAUCCUACAGCACAUGUUCACUUGCACGGAAAUGGCCAGAUGUGCGAGAUAGUGUUUGCUUUGUCUGAAUUGAUUAAAAUUACUCGGGGGGUGAAUUGUAUUGCACAUGUGUUGAAUAUUGUUUUCAAUUUAAUAUUUCACAGUAUUAUUUAACCAUUAUCACUCAAUUUACCAACAGACAAAUCCAUGUUUCUGAAUAGAACCACUGAAAGCAGGACAGGAGGUCGUGUUGAAAUGGCCGAAUUGCUUCAAAUUAUUUAAAUUGUACCAAUGCUAUUAAACAAUGGGUAUGACACCUGCUCAUCCA
Petromyzon marinus (sea lamprey) is the source of this 3979-nucleotide messenger RNA. NCBI's taxonomy places the organism in Eukaryota, Metazoa, Chordata, Hyperoartia, Petromyzontiformes, Petromyzontidae. The record is from RefSeq and is a predicted model, not a curated record.